This is a messenger RNA of Pieris brassicae (large cabbage white), 1075 nucleotides long. RefSeq lists its product as uncharacterized. NCBI's taxonomy places the organism in Eukaryota, Metazoa, Arthropoda, Insecta, Lepidoptera, Pieridae. Bases 16 to 693 code for a protein of 225 amino acids. The transcript is spliced from 3 exons. The record is from RefSeq and is a predicted model, not a curated record.
GAUACGUUGUUUAAAAUGUCGUGGUACAUUUUAAUAAUUAUAUUAUCUGUAAUAUGUACAUCAGACUGUAGGAAUUAUACCAAAGGUUUUAUAAAACAGGAUUAUUCUAAUAUAGAUACAAAGAAUGUGACCAAUAGUACAAGUUACGUUUCUUUGAGAAGCAAGAGCGACUUGAUUUUGUGUCCGUAUUUUAAAGAAACCAAGUUAUAUAUAGAGAAAAUGGUGGAUGUAUGGCAGACGGUAAUACAUACGGCCAAGGAUGAAGUACCAUGCUUUAAAAUUCAAAUACGAAAAGUGGGAAAAUCGGAAAGAAAAUCGAACAAGGCUCGUUAUGGUACAAUAGUAGGUGGCAAUGUCCUGUGGGAAAAUUGUACGUUAGAGAUUAGGACUCCAAGCAGUAAGGUUUUUAAAAGACGACACUUUCUUCAACGAACCAUGUACAAUGGUGUUUUCAAAAAUAUUAUUAUCGAAAUAGGUGCAACAAAAAAAAUUGUAAAUGAAAAUCCAGAUCAAUGGUUCCUACGAAAGAACUUGUUGAUAAUGAGAGAUUGUUUUAAUGGCGAUAUCGUUAUUUUUGCUAGGGUACCAUAUAAGCCAAGUAGAAAACUGCUAGAGGAUACAUUGAAGGUUUACAAGAAGAAUGGUUCAUGGACUUGCAAUCGUACUUUCAAGCCAAUAAGGGAAAAGCGAUAAAUUAAGCAGGAAUUAACCUCAGUGCCUGGAGAAUGUUACUGUGACAAGGUUGGCUAUCCGUCUGUCUUAGUUCAUUUACAAUACAUAUUAUUAGAUAAGUAUCUAGUUAUAUACUUUUAAUCGGGUAUAACAUAUUAAAAAUAUACAUGUAUUAUAUUAGUGCAUAUGCAACGCCAAGGCGCUUUUAUAAAAAAAUGUUAAUAAAUUGUAAUACUUUUUCUACCAAGUAUUGUUUAUGUGUAAUGUAUCGUACGAGUUGAUCUGUUCACACAAAAUAUAACUGACUGGUUAUAAAACCAUUAUUGUAGACUUGGUUUAUAACUUAGUAUUGACAGUUUUGAAUUUGUAUAAAUAAUGUCUUUUCAAAUAUACCUCACACAUA